CCAAUCAGAGCCCUAUUUCUGACGACCGUUACAUUCAUUUGCCUGGACUUCCACACCUUGACGAAAUUCGACGUUGUGUUGAGAUCUGCUAUGAAGAAUUCCGCCUAGCAUUGAUCUUUCAACCCAAAAAGCUUAUGGAUAGGCUCAGACUACCUACUGAUCAUCGCGAUUUUCCGCAUCCAUCUGGUGAGAAGAACAGAGCAUGGCUGCGAUCUUGCUUUACCCAACUGACCGUAUCUUCCUCGUUUAUGUAACAGUGUUGCAUGUUUUUGUCGGUUUGGCAUAUGCUGCUCGACCAAGCUCGCCAUCUUCGUCAGAGGAAGCUCAUCGACAGCAUUGUGCUGCCGCUCACGAGCACAUUCGCUCUGCUACGCAAGAAGGUCUCACGAACAAUCCGCUGGAUAUAGUGAGGGCUUCGUUACUGCUUGUCACGAAAUUGUACGGACAGGGUGACUUGCUUCAAUCUUACGUUUCAUGCGCUGAAGCGAUUAGGCUAUGUCUGAUUUUGAAUUUGCAUCAAGAUCCAGCAUCAAGAGGAGAAGAUACGUCUGGCGAACUAUUCUUUCCUUUGAAGCCAUUCAUUGCAAAUCGAUCUGUCAUUCGUUUAAACUUUCAAGAUUGUUUAGAACAAGAAGAAGCACGUAGGACCAUGCUUUUGGCUUUCAUGAUGGAUCGCAUGUCUACAAUUGUUACUUUGUGGCCGACAAACCUGAACGAAAGAGAUUUUAAAUCCGAUCUACCUCACCAUCAAUUGUCAAAAUACCUCUCACUAUGCCCUGGAAUAGAAGAUCCAACACCGUUAAACGCUCCCACGAAUACGUUCAAAUUGCAAGAUUUAGAUUUAUUAAACGUUGCUACGGGAGAUUUGGAGCAAUUCUUAUACAAAGGCGGAAUCUUGUUGGGAAGAUGCGCAGAACAUGCAGCAUCACUUCCUGAGCAUUCGAGUGCAGAAGAGAUAAAAUCAGCGGGUUUAUUCAUUCAAAUGGAAGCAAGUAUUGCGCUUUUACAGCUGGGUGUUCAUCAAAUGAAUGAUCUGAACAAAUCACCUCUUCAGGUUAAAGCUUCACAAGAUGCGGUUAUUGGGCAAUCUUUGCCCUCGAUUCUAUCUUCUCAAUCUAUCACAAAAUUUGGUAAGGGAAUGAUCAGUGUUGCGCACAUGCUUCCUCAUGCUUGCAAUCUUAUGUUGCAUGAUCCUCUGUCUGAUUUAAGUCAAGAAAGUCGAGAAAUAUGCAAUGCGGCAGUACAAGAAAUCAUUCGAAUUUUGAGAUUAAUAGCAUUACAUGCUGCCGAAGAGGUAUUUUGUCAAUUGGACAUAACUUUGAUCAUCAGUAUCACAAUUACUGGUCAAUCUCUCAUAAGAGAAUUGCAAAGAUUAUAUUUGGAAGAUUUCAAUAAUUAUUUUACCGUUGAUUCAAGUUCAAUCAUUGAUUCUAUCAAACAGAAUGCAACUCCAACAAGGCUUGAUCAGAACGCGAUUCAUAAUAAUGAUCAAGGAGGACCUUUAGGAUCUAUACGUGCAUACUUGAAUAUCACCUUACUCUCUUUACGCCAAAUAGGCAAAAGAUGGCGAAUCGCUUCACAAUUGCACGAUCGAUUGAUGCGUAUGCUCGAAUUUCGCAGAGAUGAUCAAAGGCAAGGAAUGAUAUUUUCGGGACAUCAGCGUGAAGCAUGAUGGCGGCUCGCAACCUUGGAAAGUGUAUCUAUAAUUGUAUUAU
This is a messenger RNA of Meira miltonrushii, 1715 nucleotides long. RefSeq lists its product as uncharacterized. Bases 203 to 1672 code for a protein of 489 amino acids. Gene Ontology annotation, molecular function: DNA binding; zinc ion binding. The record is from RefSeq and is a predicted model, not a curated record. Gene Ontology annotation, cellular component: nucleus. NCBI's taxonomy places the organism in Eukaryota, Fungi, Basidiomycota, Exobasidiomycetes, Exobasidiales, Brachybasidiaceae. Gene Ontology annotation, biological process: DNA-templated transcription. The transcript has a single exon.